This is a messenger RNA of Orycteropus afer afer, 645 nucleotides long. Lineage: Eukaryota; Metazoa; Chordata; Mammalia; Tubulidentata; Orycteropodidae. The record is from RefSeq and is a predicted model, not a curated record.
AUGAACAAUGAGACCACAACACUGAUAUCCUUGAAGGAGGCAAUGAAAAGAGUAGACAAAAAACUCCAAGCUUUAGAAGCACAAUUCAAAGAACUAGACUUCACCAAGGAUAAUCUUACACAGAAAUUUGAAUAUCAUAGCAAGGCUUUCUCAAGCCAGGCAGCCCAAGACGAGAUGUGGACAGCAGUUCUGACCCCAAGGUUCACUUCGAUGGAACUGAAUAUUUUAUACAGCUAUGUCGUUGAAGUGCUCAUCUGCUUGCACACUCAUGUGCUUGAGAAGCUGCCAGACCUUGUGAGAGGUCUUCCCACCUUAGCCUCCAUCCUUAGACGGAAAGUCAAGAACAAACGUGUCAGAGUUGUAUGGGAGUCUGUCCUGGAGGAGUUGGGGCUGCAAGAAGGAGAUAUCACAGCACUCUGUACCUUCUUUAUUGCACAUGGUAACAAGGCAGAACACUACCCUGCUAAAGUGAGACGGAUGUACAUAAGGGAUGUCACUGUCAUGAUCACUAACAUGGUAAAGAAUCAGAUUCUGCAGAAUGGUUUACUGAAGGCUGUCCAGGUAGUUGAGAAGGGGAAAGCAGUGAAGACCUCCAAAGAGGAAAAGCCAUCCCUAAAAGAGUUGAUACCAUCAGUCAAAAAUUAA